AUGCGCUCCAAUUCAAUCGCUAGCCUUCUCACCUACGCCCCUCUUGCUUUGGCAAUCCCAAGCAAGACUAUCAAAGACAGGGCUAGUUGCACCUUCACCUCCACCUCCACCCUAUCCUCCGGGAAAUCAUCCUGCUCCGACAUAAUCCUCAACAGCAUAACCGUCCCCGCGGGCGAAACCCUCGACCUGACGAACCUCAACGACGGAACCAGCGUCACUUUCCAAGGCACGACAACCUUCGAAUACAAAGAAUGGGAAGGACCUCUAAUCAGCAUCUCAGGCGUUAAUAUCGCUGUAACUGGGGCCUCGGGACAUGUCAUCGAUGGUAACGGGGCAAAAUGGUGGGAUGGGAAAGGUGGGAAUGGGGGGAAGACGAAACCUAAGUUCUUCGCUGCGCAUAAAUUGAACUCGUCUACUAUUACUGGGUUGAAUGUUAAGAAUACACCGGUUCAAGGAUUUUCGAUAAAUGCUGCGUAUGGUCUUACGUUGGAUAAAAUUACAAUUGACAACUCGGCUGGGGAUACCGGCGGUGGACAUAACACGGAUGCUUUUGAUGUGGGUGCUUCUGAUGGUGUCAAGAUCCUUAAUGCCAACGUGAAGAAUCAAGACGAUUGUCUCGCCGUUAAUUCCGGGACCAACAUCGAAUUUACCGGUGGUACAUGCUCCGGUGGCCACGGACUGAGUAUCGGAUCCGUUGGCGGACGCGAUGACAACGACGUUAGCAACGUAGUGAUCUCAUCAUCCAGCAUCUCGAAUUCGCAGAACGGUGUGCGGAUCAAGACGGUCUCGGGGGCUACUGGGUCGGUUAAGAAUAUCACAUAUUCGGAUAUCACGUUGAGUAAUAUUACGAAGUAUGGUGUUGUCAUCCAGCAGGACUAUGAGAAUGGUAGUCCGACUGGUACACCCACGAACGGGGUACCUAUUACAGAACUUACCUUGAAUGGUGUGGAGGGCAGUGUUGCGAGUGAUGCUACCGAGGUGUACAUCCUCUGUGGUGAGGGCUCGUGUAGUGAUUGGACAUGGGAGGGUGUGAGUGUGACGGGUGGGGAGGCGAGUGAGGAUUGUUCGAAUGUGCCGACGGGGGCUUCUUGUUAG
This is a messenger RNA of Hypoxylon trugodes, 1095 nucleotides long. RefSeq names its product endopolygalacturonase. The transcript has a single exon. Bases 1 to 1095 code for a protein of 364 amino acids. The record is from RefSeq and is a predicted model, not a curated record. Gene Ontology annotation, cellular component: extracellular region. Gene Ontology annotation, biological process: pectin catabolic process. Lineage: Eukaryota; Fungi; Ascomycota; Sordariomycetes; Xylariales; Hypoxylaceae. Gene Ontology annotation, molecular function: polygalacturonase activity.